Molecule: messenger RNA, 409 nt
Organism: Ectocarpus sp. CCAP 1310/34
Lineage: Eukaryota; Phaeophyceae; Ectocarpales; Ectocarpaceae
Source: the annotation of a GenBank genome assembly
AUGGCCUUCCUGGUGUCGCUCAUCUGCUUCUACAAGUGCCUCAGGGGGGUCCUGCUCAACCCCACGUGGAUGGCGAUACUGUACAAGCGUGGUGGGAAGAAGGCCCGAAAAACGCCUUGGCAUGAGCGGAGGGGGCUCCUGCGAGUCCUGUGGACGACGAUAAUCUCGCCGUUCGGAAAGGUCCAAUUCUUUCAGGGCUACGUCGGCGACAUCCUUACUAGGCACGGCGGAAGUUAGUGCUGUCUGAAACGUCGAUAGUAUGGGGAAGUCGAUUUCACGCUAUGUAGUGAAGAAGAAUCGGAGACACUAUGUAUGUCCACGACCACAACGACGAGUGCUUGCUAAAGGCGAAUUAGAUAUGAAAUACAAGGCGUCCCUGCCGGACGUGGGUGUCAAGCCUCCCGCGGGU